AUGGAGAAGAGCCGGGUCCUGGUGGUGGGCGGCACCGGGUACAUCGGCCGGCGGAUCGUGCGGGCGAGCCUGGCGCAGGGUCACCCGACGCUGGUCCUGAUGCGGCCGGAGAUCGGCCUGGACAUCGACAAGCUCCAGAUGCUGCUCUCCUUCAAGGCGCAGGGCGCGCGCCUGGUGGAGGCGUCGCUGGAGGAUCACGCGGCCCUCGUCGCCGCCGUGGCGCAGGCCGACGUGGUCAUCUCGGCCAUGUCCGGGGUGCACUUCCGCAGCCACAACCUCCUCCUGCAGCAUAAGCUCGUCGAGGCUAUCAAGGAGGCUGGGAACAUCAAGCGUUUUGUACCAUCGGAAUUCGGCAUGGAUCCAUCCAAGAUGGGGCAUGCUCUUGAACCAGGAAGGGUUACAUUUGAUGAGAAGAUGGACCUAAGACGGGCGAUAGAAGAUGCCAACAUUCCCCACACCUAUGUUUCUGCCAAUUGCUUUGCUGGUUACUCUUGCCAAAACCUAUGUCAAAUGCGCACCCUUUUGCCACCCAAAGAGAAAGUUCAUGUAUAUGGAGACGGCAAUGUCAAAGUUAUAUUUUGUGAUGAAGAUGAUGUUGCAACAUAUACAAUCAAGUCUGUUGAUGAUCCUCGUGCAGUGAACAAGACAAUAUACCUAAGACCACAUGAAAACAUCUUGACUCAAAAUGAUGUGAUCGCAAAAUGGGAAAAGCUUUCCGGAAAUGUUCUGGAGAAAGUCCACAUUCCUGCAGAUGAAUUCUUGGCUUCAAUGAAAGAUACAGACUUCGCCAAUCAAGUCGGAGUGGGACACUAUUACCACAUUUUCUAUGAAGGUUGCUUGACAAAUUUUGAAAUCGGUGAGGAUGGAGCAGAGGCUACCCUAUUGUACCCAGAGGUUCAGUAUACCCGCGUGGAUGAGUACAUGAAAAGAUAUCUGUAA
This is a messenger RNA of Miscanthus lutarioriparius, 939 nucleotides long. Lineage: Eukaryota; Viridiplantae; Streptophyta; Magnoliopsida; Poales; Poaceae. The record is from the annotation of a GenBank genome assembly.